AUGUUUGAAAGAAAGGCAGCACUUCGACCGAAUCUGGGUCGCCGUCUGCCAGCGGCUAGCCGCAGUGUAGCCGGAAGCAGAUCGUUUGCAGUGACCACUACUGACUACUCGAACGACUCGUCGGUUACCCGCUGCGCGAUGGGCUCACAUUUUGUCGGCAGGUACAAAUUGGUGUCGUCCGAGAACUUUGAGGAGUACAUGAAGGUGUUAGGAGUCAACCCGUUCCUGCGGAAAAUAGGAAACCUGGCCGUUCCGAUCAUAGAGUUUACAAUCGAUGACGGCUUGUGGACCAUACGCUCAUAUACGGUGUUUAAAAAUUUGGCAUUGUCGUUUAGACUGAACGAGGAGUUUGUGGAAGUCACACCUGACGGACGACAAGUUCUGACGAUCUUUACCCUCGAAGAUGACAAACUGGUGCAACGACAGAAAGCCACGAAGAAACACGAGAAAGACUCGGUCAUAGUUCGGGAAGUUCGAGAAGAAAAAAUGUUUGUGGUAAGGAGAUUGCUUUCUGAUAAUAAAUUUUAUGCCGUUCCCACUAUAGGUAAUAACCUGCGAAAGAGUAGUAUGUAAAC
This is a messenger RNA of Soboliphyme baturini, 575 nucleotides long. The record is from the annotation of a GenBank genome assembly. NCBI's taxonomy places the organism in Eukaryota, Metazoa, Nematoda, Enoplea, Dioctophymatida, Soboliphymatidae.